UUACACAACCUACUCUGCCACCUCGCUCGUUGUCUUCCAGUAGUAACGUUCAAUUAUAUAUUCAGGAGCGAGGGAGGUAGCCAAGUAAGCGCGGGGGUCGCCAGUCACUCGCCGGCCCUCUCAACAGGCAGCUCCGUCCCUGCUGCCGCUGCGUGAGCCUCAGCCAGAGCAAGGAGCACCCACCCCUUGCACCCACCCAUGACUCCAGACUCCGUGGCCGACUCAAUCCCUACAGUGUUGUGACGUGCCCUUCGAGAGAUGAGCGCCGCCAGGAGAUGGGCGGGCAGCGUGGCGAGGGCGGUGGCGGUGGUGGGGGUGCUGUCCUGGCUGACGGAGGCGAGCAGAGGCAGUAUUGUGCCUGAGGGUUACCAGCAGGACCUGAGACCCACGGCGCUGACCAACGAAGCAGUCAAGAUCGGGAUCAGCAUGAAGAUCAACGGAAUCUCUGAAGUCAACCUUGAACAAAUGGCGAGUUUUAAGCCACGUUCACACCGUGCCGACUCUGGGCCACGGCAACCCAGCGACUCGGGGUAUACGAGGUCUUGGGUGUGAAAUGUUGAUGUGAAAGGGUCGCACAUAAUUGGAAAGGGGUCUAGAAACGAUCGCCGGAUGCUGAUUCUGUACAGUGUGAAAGGGGCCUAAAAGUCGCUGGCUCGUCGUGGCCCAGAGUCGGCAUAGAGUGAACGGGGCUUAUGACAACGAGGAACCAACACACACGAGCUGAUAAACGCUACAUAACCAUCAAAACAUACUAUAAUUGUCUUUAAAGAUGAGGUAGGAGGAGAUCAUCAAGGGAGCUAUGAUAUCUUCCUUUAGAAUGAUACUAUGGCUUCCAAGUUUUCUUUAACCUCUGUUUGUGUUUAUCUCAUGCAGCACUUUCUGUUAAUCUGCACUCUCCUUACGAACACGCUUAGGUUUAUGUUGUCAGCUUGGGUCAGACUUAAGUGAACAGACUAUAACACUGUCUUUUCUCCUCUCAAUCGUUAGUCCAUACUCUUCGAGGUUUACUUUCGUUUGGGGUGGAAGGACCAACGCAUCAACUUUCCCCGUCAGCCUGUCAACGGGACUUCCAGCGGCACAACAAAAGAUACUAAGGAGGAAAAACAAUCCAUGACCGUCUCCCCGGAUCUCCUGAAGAAAGUGUGGGUUCCUGACGUGUUUAUCCGCGGGACUCGCUCCAUCGACACCUUCAGCCUCCUACAGAAGUUCCAAGGCGUCAUUAUCUCUUCCGACUUCACGAUCUUCACCUCCCUCAUGAUGCAGCUGAAGUUGGUGUGCAGCAUGUCCUUCCAGAUGUACCCGUUCGACGUGCAGCGCUGCACCAUGUACGUCAAGAGCUACACCUACACAGUCAACGAGCUCCGCCUGCACUGGAUGCCGCCAGGACUCAGCACAGACGACGAUUUGAAGCAGCAACUUGCAGGCUACGACUUCUCGGUGAAAGCUUUGAACGGGACCACGUGUCCCUGCCCCAAAUGUGUUCCGAACGUGUCACCUUGUCUUCGGGUCUACCUGGUACUUCGUCGCCACAGUUUCAUCCACGUCUUGGGGUCCUACGUGCCGUCCGGUCUUUUCGUGCUGGUGGGAUGGACCUCCUUCUUCUGGCCUGCUGAGGUGGUGCCAGGGCGAACUGUCUUGGUCAUCACCUCGCUGCUCACCAUCACCUCAAUGUACACUGGAAUCAGGCAAACGAGCCCCACCACGAGCUAUGUGAAGGCCAUCGACGUCUGGAUGUUGAUGUGCAUUCUCCUGACAACCUUGCCGCUGCUGCAGUACGCCCUCAUCCUCUCGUGGAGGAAGAAAAUGAACGAAGUCAACGUAAUAACACCCAAGAAACCUAGCGUGACUCCAGUGGUGUCUGCGAAAUCCAAUCCAAUGGACUUCGCCUCCGUGUCAGUCUAUGAGGUUCGCAAGAGAAGGGCCGAGCUGGUGGGCCGCGUGGGUCUUCCUGUGUGUUUCCUGCUGUUCAAUCUCGCCUACUGGCCCACCUUCCUCAUCCCGAGCCUGCAGGAGUCCUUUGAUUAGAGGAGAAGGCCGCCAAGUAUAUAUUUAUGCAGUGUUCGGCGCACCACAAAAAUGAUAUUCUGUGUUGGUGAAUGGUGUGUCAAAUGUAUUUUUUGAGACGUAUAUGCAAAUAUACCGAAUAUUUUACUGUUAUUUAUUUAUUAAUCUAUCUAUGUUUUAUUUAUAUCGUCAACUUGUACAGUGAUGAAUGAGGCAGUGUUUCCUGUAAAAUUUGCCUCAAAAGAUAUAUAUCUUGUAUAAUAAAUUAAAAUAUUAUAUAUAAUUAGUUUUUCGUUACUACAUUUUGAACAUUUCGUCCACUUUUUUUUUUAGUAAAUCCAUCACAUUUCUGUCAUCAGUUUGUGCACUGAAUGACGCGUUUUGACUAGUGACAGGUGAGGUGAACCAGUUUUGCAAGAGUCUUUUGCAUUAUAAUAAACGGAGAUUAUAGAAGUGCCUAUACUACUUUCCUGUACAUGCUAAUA
Eriocheir sinensis (Chinese mitten crab) is the source of this 2489-nucleotide messenger RNA. Its product is annotated as glycine receptor subunit alpha-2-like. Lineage: Eukaryota; Metazoa; Arthropoda; Malacostraca; Decapoda; Varunidae. Gene Ontology annotation, cellular component: synapse; neuron projection; membrane. The record is from RefSeq and is a predicted model, not a curated record. The transcript has 10 exons. Gene Ontology annotation, molecular function: transmembrane signaling receptor activity; chloride channel activity; neurotransmitter receptor activity. Gene Ontology annotation, biological process: chemical synaptic transmission; chloride transmembrane transport; signal transduction. The coding region runs from base 1111 to 2025 and encodes 304 amino acids.